AUGAUCGGCGCGCCGGACGAGGAGACCUGGGACGGCCCCCGCGGCUGGGCGGUGUGGGUCAGGAAGCAGAUGAACAUGUCGCCCGAGUCGACGCGCUGCGUGAAGGAGGUGUUCCGGCAGCUGCGCGACGCCGACUCGCAGGGCGUCCUCUACGACCCGCGCGCCUGCGACCUGCUCGCGGGCGCGGCGCCCCUCAUCGUCGAGGACUCCAUGGAGGCGACCAUCGUCUGCAACGCGGUGCAGCAGGGCGUGAGCCUGGGCCAGGCGACGGUGCUCGUGAACGUCGCCCGGGGCAAGGCCGUGCCGGAGCGCGCGCCCUUGAGCUACAGCGCCGUCCAGGGCUACUGCGCGCGGUCGGACGUCGUCGACGUCGCGAAGCGCGGGACGAAGAAGAGCGGGAGCCUCGACCCCCCUAUAUUCCCAGCCCCCAGUAGCCCCGAGUCCGAGUAG
Messenger RNA from Aureococcus anophagefferens, 450 nucleotides. RefSeq lists its product as hypothetical. The coding region runs from base 1 to 450 and encodes 149 amino acids. Lineage: Eukaryota; Pelagophyceae; Pelagomonadales; Pelagomonadaceae. The record is from RefSeq and is a predicted model, not a curated record. The transcript has 2 exons.